GAAGAACAAUCUGGAUCAAUAAUCAAUCUGAUCAGGAAACUGAGGGAACAUUUGAUUCUACAGUUGUGUAUCUGUGCUGAGUCUGUUUUCAUGUUGUUGUUUAUUAUUGUUUGUUGUGUUUCCAAACAAUAAUCCACUGGUGCAUUAUGGGUAAGAACAAAAUGCUCGUAGCAGACGUGCAUCAGUGUUUUCCUUUGUUUUGUUGUUGUCUCAUGUUUUAAUAAACUGCAAUAAAAUCAAUCAGCUGAGACUUCCUGAUAACCCUUUCACAAUAAUAGUCUCAGAGAGCUCAGUCUGGUGGUUUUACCCACUGGUCUGACUCUGACUGAAGAACAUUAGAACCUCUUCACUGUUCUCUGGACAACAUGAAGCCCAGAAACAGUCUACACCUGGCCUACACCUGGUCUGAAACACCAGCUUCACCCUGAUCACAUCAGGUCUGAAUAAAUGUGAGUCAUAAAUCUAACAUGACACAAACUGGGUCAGAAUCCUGCUAUGAUUGGCUGCUUCACACCUGAGCCCUCAGAGGUCUGAGGUUCAGCAGCAGGAUGAUGAUGAUUACACACCUGCACACCUGUUAUUACCAGAGUCAGGCCGUGUGACACGUGAGCGCGCGCACACACACACACACACACACACACACACACACACACACACACAGUUAUCUGCUGACUGUAAUGUCAACAGUACCUGAGCAUCCAAUAUCCUGUGUGUGUGUGUGUGUGUGUCCUGUCAUCAUCAUCUCAGCAGGUGACUGACAGGUGCACCAUGGCAACGCUGCCUCUGGAGACACACACACACACACACACACACACACACACACACACACACACAGAGGCUCAGCAGGACACGCCUCCCUCAGUCCGUCCUCAGACUCAGAGCUGAUCAGACUGAUGGUCUCAGAUCAGAUUUAAACGACAACUGUGAAGAUCAAAGAAAUCAUCAAUCGACAGCAGCAACAUCUGCCGAUCAUCUGGUUUGACCUUUGACCUCUGAUUGGCUGUUGGGCUCUGUUGCCUCUGAAAAACGAGAGGAUUCAUGAUGUGACUUGUUCCCAGGACUUCCUCAGACUGUGGUUCCUCUGCUGGAUUCUCCCUUUCCUGGACAGGUUCAGACUCAAAGCUGAUCACAUCUCCGUGGUGACAGAGAUCAAACCGGCCGGUCUGUUUAUAUCAGAACAACACAGGUCUGUUGUUACUGUCAGGUUUCUAAGGACACAUUCUGAAACGAUCGGCCUGGACGAGCUGCAGUGAAGAGGCGAGCAGCAGCUGUAACAGAUCUGCUGUUCUUCUGUGACUCAUCUAACCUUAAACCAUGCUGAUCACAUCUCUGUGGUGACUGAGGUCUGUUUAUACCAGGUCUGGACCUCAGGCGUCCACAGUCCGGUGUCGUCAGCGUCGGGUUCAGACGACCUGAUUCGAAGAGAUUUGAACUUCGUCUUGGAGCCAAAGGAAGCACUUCACUCCUGAAACAGCAGUGAGACUCAUAACCUCAGGUUUCUCUCAACAGUCGUCAAGCGUUGAAAAGUAAUUAUAUGAUUUUAAUUGUUUCACAAGCUGCAACAGCAGAAAUAAGGAUAAGAAAUCUGAGAAACAAGUUUGAAUAGAAACUUUGAUGUCAGUUUCUCCACAGAGCGCUGAGCAGGAGGUGGAGGACAUUUCACUCGUCUACUUUCUGCAUGUUUAUGAAGGAGAUCUGUUGUCCAGGAUAUCUUCACAUGUUCAGAGCAAGACGAACAUUAUCACCACACGUCUUUGCUGCAGUUUCACCUCCUGCCUUUUACUGUUCCAUCCAGGUGAAUUAUUGUAUUUCCUGCCUGAGGUGUGACAGGUAUCAUUACCAAACACUCUCCAUUAAAUGUGACUAAAUGAAUCUCAACAAACUAACACUGGGAUCCAUCUUUAUUUCUGUUUCUCUCCAGAUGUGACUGUGGUCAGUUGCUCCCAGCCUGACGAGCAGGACGCAAAUCACACAGAUUAUCAAAUUACCUCUCGUUUCUAGAGCUUUCACCCAUAUCUCAUGGCCUUCUUCAGUAGAUGGAGUUGAUCAGUUGUCGUGGAGAUAGUCCGGUUGUUAAAAUGUGAUUACACAUGUUGACUUGAAAGUUGGGAGUUUUCUCAGAGCAGCACCUGGUGGACAUUAGAGGAACUGCAGCACAACGGUUUCCUGCUGCUUCUGGACAGUAAGGUUGUAUAAAAGAGUCCUCUCAUGUCCCGUUUGAGCUGUGACGUAAUCAGUGACACACUUCCUGUCCUGUGAAGAUGGUGAACGCUCUGAGGACGCUGUACGCCGCUCUGAUGGCUCUGUCCAGCAUGGCCUCCGUCUGUGGGAACCUCCUCCUCCUGGUUGUGCUCCUCCUGAACAAGGAGCUUCGGUCCGACACGCUGGGCCUUGUCCUGAGCUUCAGCCUCAGCGACCUGGCCCUUGGACUCUCCACCAUCCCCUUCGGAGCCCACAACAGCCUCUCCCAGCCCUCUGGAUAUCCCAGCGAGGGCGCCUUCUGUCAGGGCAACGGCUUCAUCUUCCUCCUCCUGCAGACUUCCUCCAUCCACUCGCUCACCUGGGCGACUGUGGACAAGUUCACGGAGAUCUGCUUCGCCCUCAGCUACCGCAGCAUCUGGACGGCCGGCCGGAGCCGGGUGGUGCUGGUCCUGGUCUGGCUGUUCUGUCUGGUCGCCGCCACCCUGCCCCUGCUGGGGUUCGGCAGCUACGUCUACAGCGAGUCGAGGUUCCUCUGCUGUCCCAGCUUCACACCUGAGAACAGGUACUUUGUGGUGCUGUGGAUGCUGCUGGGAAUCGUGGCACCGAUCUUCACCAUGUGCUCUCUGUAUGGAUACAUCGUCUACGUGGCCAGGAAACAGGCCCGGAGGGGAACCUUCAUGUGCAAUGAGCUGCACUGCUUCUAUGUCCCUGCCAACAAUUACCUGAGGAGCUCCAUUGUCAUGGUUACAACCUCAGGUGAGUUCAUGCUCUGUUCUGAUUGGUCCCUGGCAUGACCUACCUGCCCCUUCUGUCUUUACAAACUAAAACAAUUUGUCCUAACUUUGUUCAAAAUCUCUCAUUUUUUAAAAGUCCAGAGAUCCCAGUCCCAGUGUGUCUAAAAUUAAUAAGUAGUCAUGUUGAAUAUUAUUUGAAGGUACUUGGUGAAGAUCAAAGUAUUAAUCAGGAAAUGGUUAGAUUACAGUACAGGUUAUUAAUCAUCUUAUUUCAUUGUAGUACAUUUCUGCCUUAAUGCCUAAGUUAUUCUUUAACGUAAAGAACCUUGCAGUAAAAUGUUUCAGAAAAACUUACAUUAUACGUAUUUAACAAAAGUUCCAUGGAUCGUGUUCUAGUAAGAUUUUUGAUCUGCUCCUGUUUUAAUCAGCUGCUGCAACAAACUCAAAACCACCAUCUAUUGUCUUUAUAGAUUAGGUCUAAUGGUCAUUUCCAAGCACAGAGUCAUGAAACAAUCACCAACACAUUCUCUGAUUAUUAUCAGCUGCUCUUUUGUUCAUUGUUAAGCUACAGGAUGUUUCACAUUAAAAGUCUAUAUGUGUUAGAGUCCCUUUCUUCCCUGAAAACCUUUAAUGUGAAACAUCUGCGCAGGAAGUGUGAUUCAGUGACAGGAACUUAACAGUAGUAGAUGAUGAGAAGCUGAGAGGUGAAUGUAUCCACAGCGCUCCUAAACAUCCGCAGACAUCAUCAACGGAUGUUGACAGAACAUGUAUGAGAACAUGAAACUGGUCAUAAACCAAUGCAAACAACAGAGUCAUGUGUCAGUGUUUAAUGACUCUCAUUACAGUGACACACAGUCAUAACAUGCUGCUCCCGACCUCUACAGCUACUCCAGACCUUUACAACUAGUCCCCACACCUCUACAACUAUUCCUGACCUCUAGAACUAGUCCCCACACCUCUACAAGUAGUCCUGGCCUAUACAACAAUUCCAGACCUCUACAACUAGUCCUCAGACCUCUACAACUUGUCCUCAGUCUUCUACAACUACUCCUCAGACUGUUUCACUGUUUGGUUCUGAUUUGGUCGUCUGGUGAAAGCUCUUGUUCUUGUUCUCAGUGUGUUUGCUGGUCUGCUGGCUGCCAUACAUCUCAGUGUGUUUGUAUGAGACGUUCAGCGGUCAGCAGAGUCCGGCUGUGACCUCCGCCCUCUCUGCCUGGCUGGUUCUGACCAGCGCUGCCCUCAACCCCUGGAUCACCUGCAUGACGCAGACGUACGUAAGACUCAGCAAAUGCAAAGGCUGUAAACAGUCUAUGCUGCUUCAUGUGAGGUGGUUCCAUCACAGAGUAUUAGUUAGAUUUGCUGUGAAAGAACCAUUCAAACUCCCGUCUGUCUGUUCAUGUGUCUCCAGUAGGUACAGGGCAGCAGUGCGUCAGAGCAUCGGCAGGUUUAUUCGAAGGUGUCCAUGUUCUGGGACAUGCCCACAGAGCUCCACCCUCCACCUGCACACAACCAAUUGCAUCAGCGUGACGACGACGUCAACACGUCCUCUGUCAUCUCCAAAAACACCGGUACCAACAGCACCAUGACCAAUGUGAUCCACAGCCACCACUGUGACAUCUUCAUUAGACAGAAACAUCUGCCGUAUCUACAGGAACAGGCCGAACUGUGACCGUUAGAGUGCAUUUUAGGAAAUAUAGUUCCUCCUUCCAUUUUUAGUUCAUUUGAUUUAAAGACAAUCCUUCUCCACUACAUUCAAAAAAUUGAUUCCAGAGGAGAUAACAAAGACAGUUAGCUGACACCUGCAUCUUCUCCUCUGAAGUUAAUACUCUCUUUACUUUCACACCUCCACCCACCUGGAUCAACACUGCAUCAACCCCAACCCCUACAUUUCAGCUUCAGAGAGGAUAUUUCACACACUGUUCAAUAAUGACAGACUUAGUGAAACUAUUGUAAUAAAGUGACUAUUGAUGUAAUUUAUUGAAUCAAAAUGUGGAUUUAAUGUUAAGUUACUGGUGAAUCUCACUGUGACCAACUGGAGCUGUAAAAGCCAAAUAAAUCUCAACCACAGCAGUUUAACAUGUAAGGAAACUGAAAACUCAGGUUGUAAUAAGUAUUUAUAUAAUAAUAAUCACAAUAAAUGGAUAUAACAUGGUCUCACAUGGUGUCAGUCAACAUGGUGCUUUUUUGUCUCGAUUGUUCAGAUAAAUUUUAAAAACCUUUAUCAUUUCCUACUCCUUCUGUUUAUGUGCAAAUUACUGUUCCCAGAACUCUAUGAGUCCAGACCUCUAUGAGUCCAGACCUCUACAGGUCCAGACCUCUGUGAGUCCAGACCUGUGUGAGUCCAGACCUCUACAACGAGUCCCCAGAUCUUCGCAGAUUUUCCUUUCCUGCUCCCUCUGUUGAUGUGUAAACUGAGGUUUGUUUAUAUUGUGAUUUUCUAUUCAUUAACCAUUUGUUUAUUAUCAGUAUUGUCAAUCACUGAGCAGCUUCAGACUGAUCUCAGAGCAGCUGUUGACCUGUAAUAAACCAAACUUGAGUCUGUAUACACGUCAGAGGUCAGGUGA
Messenger RNA from Lates calcarifer (barramundi perch), 5500 nucleotides. Its product is annotated as adenosine receptor A3. Gene Ontology annotation, biological process: G protein-coupled receptor signaling pathway. Gene Ontology annotation, molecular function: G protein-coupled receptor activity. Gene Ontology annotation, cellular component: membrane. The transcript has a single exon. Bases 2262 to 2996 code for a protein of 244 amino acids. Lineage: Eukaryota; Metazoa; Chordata; Actinopteri; Centropomidae. The record is from RefSeq and is a predicted model, not a curated record.